This is a messenger RNA of Peromyscus californicus insignis, 222 nucleotides long. RefSeq names its product 60S ribosomal protein L38-like. Gene Ontology annotation, cellular component: cytosolic large ribosomal subunit; ribosome. The record is from RefSeq and is a predicted model, not a curated record. Lineage: Eukaryota; Metazoa; Chordata; Mammalia; Rodentia; Cricetidae. The coding region runs from base 1 to 222 and encodes 73 amino acids. The transcript has a single exon. Gene Ontology annotation, molecular function: structural constituent of ribosome. Gene Ontology annotation, biological process: translation; protein-RNA complex assembly.
AUGUCCAUUGCCACGCCUCAGAAAACUGAGGAAAUCAAGGACUUUCUGCUCAAAGCCCAGCAGAAGGAUGCCAAAUCUGUCAAGAUCAAGGACAAGGAUAAUGUGAAGCUCAAGGUUCGCUGCAGCAGGUACCUUUACACCCUGGUCAUCACAGACAAGGAUAAGGCUGAGAAGCUAAAACAGUCCCUGCCUCCUGGUUUGGCUGUGAAGGAGCUCAAAUGA